CUUCACAUUUAGUCUGCUUCGUUUUCCAUUAUUGUGGAAGAUUCUCCAGGGUUUUUCACUACUUACCGUUUCAGACGGACUCGACGUUCUUAAUGCAUUGUUUACGAAUUAGUUUCUGAAUAAAAUUUAAAAAUGAGUCUAGAAACGUGGGUUAGUGAUCAGUUAAUUGAAAUUCUAGACUUUAGUGACCGCUAUACGUCCCAGUUUCUGACGUCCCUUGCGCAUAAAAGUUCGUCGGCGAAUGACCUUAUCGAGAAAGUCCGUAGCACAGACACUAUUGAUGUAACAAACGCAAAAGUCAUGACUUUCUUGACAGAACUGUGGGGGAAGAUUCCCAGAGCAGCCCCCAAAGUCAAUCUUGAAAGAAUUGCUGCAAAGCAGCAAGAGCAAGCUACAUUAGCAAUGAUUGAAAAAAACAAACGAUACAAAUUGGUGGAAGACAGUGAUGAAGAAGCAAUGGCUCCUCCACCACCACCUGCUAGCAAGAAAAUUAAGAAAGAAAAAAGGAAGUCUGAAUCCAGCAGUGAGGAUGAAGAUGAAAAGCAACGAGUAAGAGAUUUAAAAGAAAGAGAUGAGUUCUCUGAACGUCUCAAACUAAAAGAUAAAGAUAAACAGAGGAAUGUGGUAACUGUUGGAAAAGGUUUUGCUGAGGCUGCUAAAAGACUUCAGAUGGAGGCUGAAGAUAAAGCCAACAUUAUUCCCAAACUUAGAGUUGAAUCAAGACGAAAAUAUUUGGAGAAGCGGAAAGGAGAUAAAAUCACUGAAUUAGAAGCUGAUAUUUUUGAUGAUGAGUACCUAUUCGAUGAACAACAACUAACAGAACGCGAGCGAAAGGAUCGCGAGUAUAAGAAAAAAAUUCUCAGCCUUGCCAAAGAGCAUGACAAAGCCCGAGAAUUGGAAUUGGUGCAACGGUACCACAUGCCCGACGAUAAGCGGGACAAAGCAAUGCCUGAUAGAUACGUCGAAAUAGAUGACCGAGAGAAACAACCGCAUUCGGAGCAACGAAUUUGGGAAGAUGCUCGAAUGGCCACCGCACAGUGGAAUUUUGGAGCCAGGGAUGCAAAACAGCGCCUUCAGGAAAAAGGAAAAGUUCAUGAUUAUGACCUUUUAUUGGAUGACACCAUUGAUUUUGUCCAAACAAACCAACUUGCUGGAACCAAGGGCAUCGAAGAUCAACCAGAGGUAAGUGACAUCCAGAAGAAGAAAAUGUCAUUGCAAGAAACAAGGAAAUCUUUACCGAUAUUCCCAUUUCGUGAAGAUUUACUGCAAGCAGUAGAAGAACAUCAAAUUUUGAUUGUAGAAGGAGAGACGGGCUCAGGAAAAACAACACAAAUCCCGCAAUAUCUUUACGAAGCAGGAUAUUGCAAAGACGGCAAAAAGGUUGGAUGCACACAGCCUCGUCGAGUUGCUGCCAUGAGCGUUGCUGCUCGUGUAGCUCAGGAAAUGGGAAAGAAACUUGGUAACGAAGUAGGCUACAGUAUUCGAUUUGAAGAUUGCACAUCAGAAAGAACUGUUAUCAAGUACAUGACAGACGGUAUGCUGUUGCGUGAAUUUCUCUCUGAACCCGAUUUACAGAGCUACAGUGUCAUGAUCAUCGACGAAGCCCAUGAGCGAACGCUUCAUACCGAUAUUCUUUUUGGUCUGAUUAAAGAUAUCGCACGUUUCCGACCUGAUUUGAAGUUGCUUAUUUCCAGUGCCACAUUGGACGCUGAAAAAUUUUCCGAUUUCUUUGACGAAGCCCCUAUCUUUCGAAUCCCUGGCCGAAGGUUUCCUGUAGAAAUAUUUUACACUAAAGCACCCGAAGCGGACUAUAUCGAUGCUUGUGUGGUCACAAUUCUACAAAUUCAUGUCACUCAAGAUGCGGGUGACAUACUUGUCUUUCUUACCGGCCAAGAAGAAAUUGAAACUGCACUGGAGAGCCUGACAGAACGGACCCGACGACUAGGCACAAGGAUAAAAGAAUUGCUGAUUCUACCUAUCUAUGCCAAUUUACCGUCAGAUAUGCAGGCAAAAAUUUUCGAGCCGACUCCUCCCGGUGCCAGAAAGUGCAUUUUGGCAACGAAUAUCGCAGAAACGUCUUUAACUAUUGACAACAUCAUCUUCGUAAUUGACCCAGGAUUUUGCAAGCAAAAUUCAUACAAUGCGCGAACGGGAAUGGAAUCCUUAGUCGUUGUUCCAAUUUCUAAAGCGUCAGCUAACCAACGAGCAGGGCGAGCUGGACGUGUUGCAGCUGGCAAAUGCUUUCGCUUAUACACAGCGUGGGCGUACAAGCAUGAACUCGAAGAGAACACCGUACCAGAAAUCCAACGAGUUAACUUAGGCAACGUCGUUUUGCUGCUCAAGUCACUCGGUAUCAACGAUCUAAUCCAUUUUGACUUUUUGGACCCACCCCCGCACGAGACGUUGGCUUUGGCGCUUGAACAACUUUACGCUUUAGGCGCCCUGAACCAUAUGGGCGAGUUGACCAAGUUGGGUCGUCGGAUGGCUGAAUUUCCAGUUGAUCCAAUGAUGGCUAAAAUGCUCCUAGCUUCGGAAAAGUACAAAUGUUCUGAGGAGAUCGUCACCAUUGCUGCCAUGCUUUCAGUCAACAGUGCGGUUUUCUAUCGACCUAAAGAUAAAGCAAUUCACGCCGACACGGCUCGCAAAAAUUUCUUCUCACCUGGAGGCGACCAUUUUACAUUGCUUAACGUUUACAACCAAUGGGUGGACACGGAUUUUUCAACACAAUGGUGCUUUGAAAACUUUAUCCAGCAUCGGUCAAUGAGACGGGCUAGGGACGUCAGAGAACAGCUAGUCGGCUUGGUGGAGCGAGUGGAAAUUGAUAUGGUUUCCAAUAAAGACGAUUUGGUAGCCAUCGGUAAGGCAGUUACGGCUGGCUUCUUCUAUAACACAUCGCGUUUGUCAAAGACGGGCGGAUACAAGACAGUCAAACACAACCAAACUGUGCUCAUCCAUCCAAACAGUUCAAUGUUUGAAGAACUUCCUCGUUGGCUCAUCUAUCAUGAACUUGUAUUUACUACGAAAGAGUACAUGAGGCAAGUUAUUCAAAUCGAAAAUAGUUGGCUACUGGAAGUAGCUCCCCACUACUACAAAGCCAAGGACCUGGAAGACACAACCACACGCAAAAUGCCCAAAAACAAAGGCAAGUCACGAGCGGAAUUGGGUGAUCAUUGAGCUGUGAAGAUCCGUUGAAUUUGAUUGUGAAAAUUUCGCUCUUUUAUUCAUCGUUUUGAGUGAUCAUGAAUAUAGCAACACGUAAUAUUAUAAGGUUGGAUCCCUGCCGCCCUAUGGUUUUAUCAGUGUUAUUUUGCCACCUUGUGAUUGUUUUGGGCCGAUUAAAAUACAGUUUUUUUUUCUA
Messenger RNA from Daphnia magna, 3358 nucleotides. RefSeq names its product pre-mRNA-splicing factor ATP-dependent RNA helicase DHX16 (gene l(2)37Cb). The transcript is spliced from 6 exons. NCBI's taxonomy places the organism in Eukaryota, Metazoa, Arthropoda, Branchiopoda, Diplostraca, Daphniidae. Bases 133 to 3174 code for a protein of 1013 amino acids. Gene Ontology annotation, molecular function: RNA binding; ATP binding. Gene Ontology annotation, cellular component: catalytic step 2 spliceosome; intracellular anatomical structure. The record is from RefSeq and is a predicted model, not a curated record.